Symphalangus syndactylus (siamang) is the source of this 1714-nucleotide messenger RNA. RefSeq names its product beta-1,3-galactosyltransferase 9 (gene B3GALT9). Gene Ontology annotation, cellular component: Golgi membrane. Gene Ontology annotation, molecular function: hexosyltransferase activity. The record is from RefSeq and is a predicted model, not a curated record. Lineage: Eukaryota; Metazoa; Chordata; Mammalia; Primates; Hylobatidae. Gene Ontology annotation, biological process: protein O-linked glycosylation.
AUGGCGCCUGCAGUGAAAGAAAAACAGCCAAGGCGCGGCAGCCUCACAGGGGAGCGGCUUCCGGUGCUGCCUGCGUCAUCUCCGCGCGUCCCUCAGCUCCGCGGCGCCCGGCGGAAGCGACUGCACUUCCGGUCCCCGCCCGGAGGUGGCUGGUGGGAGACGAGGCCGGGAGUAGGGGUGGAGAGGAGAGCGUCCUGGGAUGCUGAACGCGUGCUGCGUGGCCCUCACGGGGAUAGGGUGACUUUCUGCAGACUUCGGACUCACCAGUGGUGUUUCAUUCUAUUUAAUGUCAUCCUAUUUCACGCCUUGCUUUUUGGGGCUGACUUUGUGGAGGAAUACUUUCUGCAUUCUUUGCCUUAUAUAGAUAUGAAAGUUCUUGAAAUUAAGAAUAAGGCAAGAAAAUUGAACAUCGAACCCCUAAGAAGUAAUCUCUCCAAAUAUUAUGUCCUGAGCCAGUCGGCAAUAUGUAAAGGGAAGAACAUUUUUUUGCUGUCUCUUAUCUUCAGCAGCCCAGGAAAUGGAACAAGACGGGACCUCAUUAGGAAAACUUGGGGCAAUGUGACCAGUGUCCAAGGGCAUCCCAUUCUCACACUGUUUGCUUUGGGAAUGCCUGUUUCAGUAACUACCCAGAAAGAGAUCAACGAAGAGUCCCGUAAGAAUAAUGAUAUAAUUGAAGGAAUCUUCUUGGACAGUUCUGAGAACCAAACCCUGAAGAUCAUUGCAAUGAUACAGUGGGCUGUGGCUUUCUGCCCUAAUGCCCUGUUCAUUCUCAAGGUGGAUGAAGAGAUGUUUGUCAAUUUACCAAGCCUGGUAGACUAUCUUCUCAAUCUGAAAGAACACCUAGAAGAUAUCUAUGUAGGACGGGUUAUUCAUCAGGUUACACCCAAUAGAGAUCCUCAGAACAGAGACUUUGUCCCUCUUAGUGAGUACCCAGAAAAAUACUACCCAGAUUACUGCAGUGGUGAGGCCUUUAUAAUGUCCCAAGAUGUGGCUCGGAUGAUGUAUGUGGUUUUCAAAGAAGUACCCAUGAUGGUGCCAGCUGAUGCAUUUGUAGGAAUUUGUGCUAAGUCCAUUGGCCUUAUACCCAUCCACAGCUCAAGGUUUUCUGGGAAAAGACACAUUAGAUACAACAGAUGUUGCUAUAAGUUCAUUUUUACAUCCUCAGAAAUUGCAGAUCCUGAAAUGCCCCUAGCAUGGAAGGAAAUUAAUGACGGAAAAGAAUGUACACCAUUUGAGACAUACUAUGGGCUCAUUUCCUGCAAACUUCUGACGUACCUUGACAGCUUUAAACGUUUUCACAUGGGGACCAUAAAAAACAAUCUCAUGUAUUUUGCUGAUUAGGAUUUCUUUAAUUUUCCUUAGGAGUCUAUUAUUUUAAAGUUACCUUCUACCCUGUUAUGGAAAGCAUCCCUUCUUCCUCGUGUUUUAUGUAGGUUCUCUGAAUCUUUAAUUUUACUUGCAAAGGUACAAAAUGUUUUCUGUGCUCUGGUGUACUCAAUUACUGAGAUCACAUUUUAAGAAAUUUAAGUUGGUAUAGCAUGAGUCUUUUCAAAAUAAAAUAUUUCUUUCAGAAGAGAGAACAUUAUGUUUCAUUGUUCGUUUAGUUUUUGGGUUUUUUUUUUUUUUUUUUUUGAGACAGGGUCUGGCUCUCACACAGGCUGGAGUGCAGUGGCGCAAUCUCGACUCACUGCAACCUCCACCGCCUGGGCUCAAG